AUGGCUCCAGGUGGCGGAGGCAAUAUCAAGGUGGUGGUGCGCGUGCGACCUUUUAAUAGUAGAGAAAUCGAUCGCGGCGCAAAAUGUAUCGUUUCUAUGAAAGGUGCCCAGACGGUGCUCAUCCCACCGCCGGGUAUGGAGGACAAAACAUCGUCGCGAAAGGGUGGCAAGGGCGGCGAUGGAGGGCCCAAAACCUUUGCAUUCGAUCGAUCAUAUUGGUCUUUUGAUAAGAAUGAUCCAAACUAUGCCGGACAAGACAAUCUUUUCGAUGACCUGGGCUCGCCGUUGUUAGAUAAUGCGUUUGGUGGCUACAAUAACUGUAUCUUUGCAUACGGUCAGACAGGUUCCGGAAAGUCAUACUCGAUGAUGGGAUAUGGAAAGGAAUACGGUGUCAUCCCUCGAAUCUGCCAAUCGAUGUUCGAACGCAUUGCCGAGAUCCAGCAAGACAAACAUCUCAAUUGUACGGUCGAGGUCUCGUAUCUUGAAAUCUACAAUGAACGGGUCCGCGAUUUGCUCAACCCGUCAAACAAAGGCAACUUGAAGGUCCGCGAGCAUCCAUCGACCGGUCCAUACGUGGAAGAUCUGGCCAAGUUGGUAGUGCGCUCGUUUGACGAAAUUGAGCACUUGAUGGACGAAGGAAAUAAAGCGAGAACAGUGGCUGCGACCAACAUGAACGAAACAUCGAGUCGUUCACAUGCUGUCUUUACUCUCAUCCUCACGCAGAAACGUCACGAUGCAGAGACGUCAAUGGAUGGUGAAAAGGUGUCCAAGAUCAGUCUAGUUGAUUUGGCAGGUUCCGAAAGAGCGAAUUCCACCGGGGCCACUGGAGCAAGGUUGAAGGAAGGUGCAGAGAUCAACCGUUCACUUUCAACACUUGGUCGUGUCAUUGCAGCCUUGGCGGACGUUUCCGCUGGAAAAAAGAAGAACGCAUCAAUGGUACCAUAUCGUGACUCUGUUCUCACAUGGCUGCUGAAAGAUUCACUGGGAGGUAACUCCAUGACUUCAAUGAUUGCGGCUAUCUCACCAGCAGACAUCAACUUCGAGGAGACGUUGAGUACUCUACGAUACGCCGACUCGGCUAAGCGUAUCAAGAACCAUGCGGUGGUGAACGAAGAUCCUAAUGCUCGCAUGAUCCGCGAACUUAAGGAGGAAUUGGACAGGCUACGAUCGAAACUAGGAGGCGGGGCUGGUGCAGGUGGAGCCGGUGGUAUGCCCACGGAGGAAGUUGUUUAUCCCCCUGAUACUCCUCUGGAAAAGCAAAUCGUCUCUAUUCAGCAACCCGACGGUUCUGUCAAGAAAGUUUCCAAAGCAGAAAUUGUGGAACAGCUGAACCAAAGUGAGAAACUCUAUAAGGAUCUGAACCAGACAUGGGAAGAAAAACUUCAAAAGACCGAAGAAAUCCACCAAGAGCGGGAAGCUGCCUUGGAGGAACUGGGUAUCAAUAUCGAGAAAGGUUUCAUCGGAUUAAGUGGUCCUAAAAAGAUGCCUCACUUGGUCAAUUUAAGCGAUGAUCCUUUGUUGGCAGAAUGCUUGGUCUACAACAUCAAACCAGGAACUACAACAGUCGGUCACAUGGAUGAAGGAGCCGGCAUCGAAAUUCGAUUAAAUGGAUCCAAGAUCCUUCCCAAGCACUGUACCUUUGAGAAUGUGGACAAUGUGGUGACCGUCAUUCCAACCGAAGGCGCUGCUGUCAUGGUCAACGGUCUCCGAAUCGACAAGCCCACGAGACUUAAGAGUGGUUUUCGUAUUAUACUGGGCGACUUCCAUAUCUUCCGUUUCAACCACCCCCAAGAGGCACGGGCUGAAAGAGUCGAGCAGAGCUUACUGCGACAUUCUGUGACUGCCAGUCAACUUGGAUCGCCGGCGCCGACCCCGAAUAAAACGCACGACCGUAACCUGAGCAAGACUGGAUCCGAAUUCGAUGGUGAUUCCAGCAGAGCAGAUUCCCCGAUGCCGUCGCAACGUGGAAGAGAGUCUGAUUGGUGGCUAGCUCGAAAAGAGGCGGUUAGUGCAAUGUUGGGACCUGAUCACAUCUCUCAUAUGCCCGAUGAUGAGCUUGACGCUCUAUUCGAGGACGUGCAGAAAGCUCGGGCUGUACGCCGUGGGCUCCCUGAGAACGAGGAAGAUUCGGAUUCGCUCAGCUCGUUUCCCGUGCGAGACAAGUAUAUGUCCAACGGAACUAUUGACAACUUUUCUCUUGAUACUGCAAUUACCAUGCCAGGUACUCCUCGACAGAAUGGUGAAGAAGAUGGAGUUAAUGGCGCUGCUUCAUUGAGCUCUGUUCGCCAAGACAUGCAGCGCCAAUUGGACCGCCAAAAGGAGGAAUUUCAAGAUAGGUUGAAAAAUGCAGAGGCCUCCUCAAAUCCUGACCAGGGAGAAAUUCAGUCUGAGAAGCAACGCAUGGAGGAAGCCUUGAAGACGGCCAAGGAUGAGUUCGAAGAGCAGCUCAGACGCCAGAAAGAGAACUUCGAAACCCAGAUGCGAGAAGCCGGGAAACCUAUAACUACAAUCUACGAAAAUGGCUAUGCAAGGUUGAAUGAGCGGGAGCUGGAAAUUGCUCAGGGCAUUUUCCGUCACUGGUCCCAGCGCAACUAUGUUCGCAUGGCAGAAAAGAUUCUACAGCAUGCAUCCCUUCUCAAGGAGGCGCAGGUCAUGAGCCAGAUCAUGGACAAGCACGUGGUUUUCCAAUUCGCUGUUGUAGACCAUGGGCAUAACAUGGCCUCUUCUUAUGAUCUUGUUCUGAACGGAAUCUCUGGUGAUGAGGAUAUUGUUCUCGAAGAAGCCAAGAAGCCAUGCGUUGGGGUCCGAGUCAUUGACUACAAACAAUGUGUUAUUCACCUCUGGUCUAUCGAAAAGUUGCAGCGCCGCGUACAGUCAAUGCGACAGCUACAUCAGUAUAUCGACCGCCCGGAUUACAUCCAGCAUUUUCGACUGGAGAACCCGUUUUCGGAGCCUUGUUCGCCUCAGUAUUCACUCAUCGGAGAUGCUGAUAUUCCACUGACUGCUGUUUUCGAAACCCGCGUACAAGAUUUCUCGGUCGAAGUCACCUCGCCCUACACCCAGAGUGCGAUUGGAAUCAUUCGGCUGUCGCUAGAGCCGUCUUCUGCGCAAGCACCUUCAUCCACCCUGAAAUUCAAUGUGGUGAUGCGCGACAUGGUCGGAUUCGCUGAGUGGGAAGGGACGGAUGUCCAUGCCCAACUGUUUGUUCCAGGUAUCUCGGAGGAAGGUGGCGCUACAACGACGCAAAUGAUCAACGGCUUUGAAGAGAGCCCUGUACGAUUCGAAAGCGUGCAUAGUAUGAGUCUGCCACUCUCCAGCCCUCGGACAGCUGCACUGAAGGUUUGCGUAUUCGCUCGGGUGACCUCAGUUCACUUGGACAAGCUUCUCAGCUGGGAUGAUAUGCGGGACUCUGCAGAAGUGACACCCAAGAAACGCACUGCUCCUCGCAUUGCGGAAUCUGAGUUUUACUCAGAAGAACGACAUGAUGUCUUCGCAAGAAUUCAGAUUCUCGAGCUUGCUGAGUCUGGUGAAUAUCUCCCCGUGGAGGUUCUUCAGAGCAACAACCUUGAUCCGGGCACAUCACAGCUUCACCAAGGCCUGCAACGUCGAGUCUCCAUUAACCUUACCUAUAGCUCUAGCGAGAGUCUCCCGUGGGACGACAUUUGCAAUGCUCGAGUUGGCUCGGUUCGCCUUCUUGAUCCGUGGGGAAAGAUUCCAGACCAAGAUCUCCAGACCCCAGAUGUUCCUCUUAAAUUUCUACAGGAACCCAUGGUCAGGGAUAACGCUGACGGCACCUCCAAUGUCACAAUCAUCGGUCAGUGGGAUUCCAGUCUUCAUGGCUCUUUGCUACUUGAUCGGGUAACCGCGGACAAGUAUCGGGUACAAGUGACAAUUCGCUGGGAUCUUGUCUCGUCUCGCCUGCAAGCCCCCGUCGUGUUUGAAGUCGACCAGACUAUCCAGAUUCUUGGACGUACCUACGUCCGUCAACAGUCGAUGUUUAAACAGCUCUGGAGCUCCACUCGGGUUGUACAUUCAACCACCUGCAUGUAUUCUUUGGUUAUUCGACCAAUCUCUGCGAAACGCGCGGCUGAUCUAUGGCGCAUGAAUACCCAGAAUGACUAUGUCAAGGGCGAGGAGCUGCUGACUACAUGGGCCCCACGCAAAGUUUCUCUAGUCCGAGACUACAUUGGUGCGCGCAAACGCCGAUACCGUGUGGCUGAGCUGCACGCGGCCCGAGGAGCCCUGAGCGCAGGCAGUCUGAUCGCUUCGCCGAUGAAGGGCAGUGGUCGCUCGACCCCUAUGCGGAAUCAGGAUCUCAACGAGCGCAAGACUAAGCUUCUUCGCAAAUAUGUCGAUCUCUGGUCGGCCAAGAAAGACCCUACCGAAGCGAUAUUGGUGCGGAGCAACACGGAGCCUCCCACUGACGGUGCGCAGAACAAGUCCAAUGGAGCUGAAACGGUCUCAGAUAAAAUGUCGCUCAAGCCUCGCUUUGUGGCCACUAUCCAAACUCUUCCCAAGAAUCCAUCCGUUUUGAAAGGCGGUCCUGUCUUCACCCCGGAUGACACCAACAGUGUCUGGGUUCGCCGAUUCCUGGAGCUUCGCCGGCCGUAUCUCCACGUGUACUCGGUCGAGGGGGAUGAGCUCAAUGCCAUCAACCUGCGCAAUGCUCGCGUGGAUCAUGCGCCUGACUUUGCUCGUCUGCUGGAUGGAUCCGGGGCCGGGGCCGAUCGCUCACUCUGGGCUCGCGGAAAACCGAACAUCUUCGCCGUGUACGGGACCCAGAACACCUUCCUCUUUGCCACGCGCACCGAGGCACAAAAGGUCGAAUGGAUCCUCAAGAUCGAUGAAAGCUAUUUCAGUAGCAACGGCGGCAGUCCAAUCCCCCCAGAGGUAACGCGCGAUGCACCACCUCUUCUUCUUGUUAUUUGCCAUGCCUGCGCUUAA
This is a messenger RNA of Penicillium chermesinum, 4944 nucleotides long. RefSeq names its product kinesin-3 motor protein uncA. Gene Ontology annotation, biological process: cytoskeleton-dependent intracellular transport; microtubule-based movement. Gene Ontology annotation, molecular function: microtubule binding; ATP binding; microtubule motor activity. The transcript is spliced from 2 exons. NCBI's taxonomy places the organism in Eukaryota, Fungi, Ascomycota, Eurotiomycetes, Eurotiales, Aspergillaceae. The record is from RefSeq and is a predicted model, not a curated record. Bases 1 to 4944 code for a protein of 1647 amino acids. Gene Ontology annotation, cellular component: microtubule; kinesin complex.